Messenger RNA from Physcomitrium patens, 4182 nucleotides. RefSeq names its product microtubule-associated protein 70-1. The record is from RefSeq and is a predicted model, not a curated record. Gene Ontology annotation, biological process: cytoskeleton organization. Gene Ontology annotation, molecular function: microtubule binding. NCBI's taxonomy places the organism in Eukaryota, Viridiplantae, Streptophyta, Bryopsida, Funariales, Funariaceae.
CCCCCCGCCCCAUGUCCUCGUGCGCAUCGCGGUCGCUUCCUCUGCUAUAACUCGCCUGCCUACAGCCUGAACACUGAGAGAGAGAGAGGGAGCGAGAGAGAGAUAGAGCACAAGGGGGAGCGAGAGAGAGAGGGGCUUGCUGUUGUUGUAGGACUUGGGGGUUGAGCGCUUCGACGCGGCCUACCCAUCGCUUAUCACACCUUUCAUCACCCUACUUCUGGCUUCGUUAGUGACUGAAAGAGACGCUCGGAGACCACCCACAGUCUGCUUACGCCCUCGAGGGGCGUAGUUGGUUCCGAUCGUGGUUUGGGUUUGCGGGCUGUUGCGGUGGUGGUCUUGUAGGGUGUUGGGGUCUGGAGAUGGGGUAUGACGUGGGAGGGAGGGGGGACUAGGGUGGUGUUGCAUCCAUGGUGAUGUGGGUAUGAUGUUAUGUUUGUCGUUUCCCAAGUUGCAUCUGAAAUGGCGCUUUGUGGCAGAUAAGUUGCAUUGGAGAUCGCUUUUGCUUGGGUGGUAGCUAGGUGUAGGGUUGCUUCUGGUGGGCAUUUGAUUCGCAUCUCGACGCUGACUCAGAAGGAGGUCGGAGCUGAGCUGAUGAGAGUAUUUGCGAACGAAAGCGAGGGUUAGGGGCAGAUGGGAGGCGCAUCGGAGGGUAUAGCUGGCCAGGGAGGAAGGGCAUUAAUCUAUCCGUGCUGGUUGGUUGGUUGGGUGUCGGGAGGGAGUUUGUGCAAGUUCUGAUGAACCAAGAUAAGCAAGUUUAGGAAAAAAAGGAGUUAUUUGAGGAGCGGCAUGCCAAUGCUCGAAGUGUAGGGGAAACAGGAUAGAGCGGGAUGACGAUGAAGUUUUGUGCUUCGGCGUACGGUUGGGGUGUUUGCAGGCGCAGCCGUGUCCGCCUCGGCUGCGUCCAAUGCUGUGAGGUGUGAGCAGGUGGAAUUUGGGGCCAGAGGCAGUGAGGGUGAAAAAACAUGACUUCUAGGGUGCCCAGGAAGUUGGUGGGAAGGGCAAUGAUGGAUUCGAUGAGUAGUAGCGUAGAUGACGACGACAACUCCCUCGAUGGGCGCAGUAGCUCGCAUGGUGAAAGGAGACAGAGUCUUGACUACUCGAAUGCGUAUCACUCUCCUAUCGUUCCGUCUCAUUCUCCUACCGUGCCGAAGACGGACGAGAAGCCUAGACGCAGAAGCACUCGGCCAGUUUAUGCCAGUGGGGAUUUGAUGAACCAUUUUAAUGGUUCGGAUCCAGUACGAUUGGAGCUGACGCGCCUUGAAAACGAAGUAAGGGAUAAAAGUCGCGUAUUGGCGGAAGCCCAAGCAGAGAUCAAAUCUCUCCGACUAUCGGACCGUCAGAAACAAAAAGCAGUGGAUGAGCUCUCUGAUAAGCUAGAGAAAGUGGACGAGAAAUUGAAAGGCACCUUGAUUCUUCUUGACAACAAGAAUCUAGAGAUGAAGAAACUGAAUGAUGAAAGGAAAGCAGCCUUGGCCGCUCAGACUGCUGCAGAGGCAACUCUCCGAAGGGUACACGCAUCACAGAAAGACAACGACAUGCCUUCGCUGGAGGUUAUCUUGGCUCCCUUGGAGGCUGAGUUGAAAAUCGCACGUCAAGAGAUUUCAAAGCUACAAGAAACGAACAGAGCUCUGGACCGGUUGACGAAGUCGAAGGAGGCGGCCCUUAUCGAGUCCGAAAGGGUGAUCAAAGCAGCCGAGGCUAAGGCCUCUAUGGUGGACGAUUUGCAGAACCGGAACCAAGAGCUGCUGAAGCAGAUCGAGAUCUGCCAGGAAGAGAACAAAAUCCUGGAUAAGAUGCACAGGAGCAAAGUGAACGAGGUGGAGAAGCUGAGCGCAACGGUUCGCGAUCUGGAGGAGGCGGUUCUAGCUGGAGGGGCUGCGGUGAACGCUGCUCGGGACUACCAGCGGCAAGUGCAUGAAUUGAUGGAAAUAAAGCGGACGUUGGAGCGUGAACUGGCACGAGCGAAGAUCAGUGCGAACAGAGUGGCUACGGUGGUUGCGAACGACUGGAAAGACGAAAGCGAGAAAGUGAUGCCGGUGAAGCAGUGGCUGGAAGAGCGGCGGUUUUUGCAGGGUGAGAUGCAGCAACUGCGCGAGAAGCUGGCGUCGGCGGAGAGAACGUGCAAGAGCGAAGCGCAGCUGAAGGAGAAGGUGCAGCUCCGGCUGAAGGUGCUGGAGGAGGGGUUGAAGUCCGGGAACGGGACGGUGCGGCGUGGUGCGGGUGCGGGUGGGACGGUGGAAGCAAAGCGAAGCUCGAGCGUGACGAGCAACGGAAGCGUGCGGAAGGGGAGCGGGAGCGAAGAAGGAGCAAAAGUGCUUGCGAACGGUUCCCGAGCUCGGCGGUCUGCGGUAAGCCAGCUGAGGGCGAUGGGUGGGCCGUUGGUGAAGAACGGGCGGUUGACGUCGAAGUCUUUCGAUGGUGGUGGCGGGGGUCGGAGUAGCAGCGGGGGCUCGUACGACGCGGGGGGUAUGGCGGCGCUGAAGCCAUUCACGAACGGGUUUGAGGAGCUGCGGGCAGGGAUAAAGACGGAGAGCAGGAGCUGCAGCGGCGAAGCGGGUGCAAGUCCCGAAGGCGCGAGCGCGCAGGGCGAGGAGGGUAGCGAGGGCGCGAAGGAGGAGGGAGGGGAAGGCAAGGCGGCAGCGGAAUGCGGUGGUGCAGGAGGAGUGGGACGCAGCGGUGCAGCAGGGGAUGCGGGAGAAGGAGCGGGCGACACGGUGUCGGGGGUGCUGUACGAUAUGUUGCAGAAGGAAGUGAUAUCGCUGAGAAGAGCUUCGCAGGAGAAGGACCAAAGCCUGAAGGACAAGGACAAUGCGAUAGAGAUGCUGUCGAAGAAGGUGGACACGCUGGGGAAAGCGAUGGAGGUGGAGGCGAAGAAGAUGCGGCGAGAAGUGACAGUGAUGGAGAAAGAGGUGGCAUCGAUGAGGGUGGACAAGGAUCAGGAACGGAGAAUGAGGCGGCUGAGCAUGAUGAAGGAACCUGUAAAUAGUUCACAGCGGCUUUCUCUUUCUGGAAGAGCAGCGAACGGUAGCCUGAGGCAGGGACCGUGAGGAGCGGCGACAUGGAGUGGGUUGCUGGACUAGACAUUGAUUAUGCAAACCAUGCAAAAUGCAGAGACUAGAGAAGUCUACAGAAGGCAGGCGUGAUGCUGGCGCGUGUUUUACGAUAGCGGGAUUGCUGCGUCAUGGUUGGUGCGGUUGUGAAUGAAGAUAGAAAAGUGCGGGUGCUGUGGACAUUCCAGAGACCCCAAGAUUUAUACAGCAGCAAGAUUUCCGUGCGCCCGUAGGUUACCAGCAUGAAUGUACUGCUCGGAAGAGCGAUCUCUUCUUCUGUUGGCAGUGCUGACAAGUAGGAUACAAGCCAGCAUUGUUUCGUUUCAUGGUUCGAUGUCGUUGGGUGCAGCCUGAUGUUUUCAUUUUGUCGCUCUUGGCACUGCUCAUUUCAAGCGUUCGGUUGCAGUUGAUUUAAUGUAGUCUGAAGUUCGAAGAGCACUAUAUGAUCGUUACGUUAGGGAUGUCGGGGCAGCGGCUGCUCGGUUAUAUUUGAUACUGGUUCGGGUUUCGAAUUUCUCAAAUCCGCUGAGUUCGGUGAUCUGCAGCUUGUUGUGGUGGGUGGUUUUCUUGGAGGGGAUGGUGAAGACUGUCUGGUUCUUUAGUGGAGUUGGCUUCGUAGCUGGUACUGCGUCUGGCAUAGCUUCCUCUAGAGUAGGAUCAAUAGUUUCAAGUAUUUGGAAUUUCUUUAGCUUUUUAGGUGGGGCAUGACCUUGGUGAAGCUGGUAGCAUGGGUGGCGAUGGAAAUCAUGUGUGCCCUUGAGCUGUGUAAGGGUAACGAGGGCGUUUAGUCAGGAUCUUGUUUCCUUCAUUUCUGAUCAUGUACCUGUACCGUAGAUACAUUGUAUGAACAUUAUGUGUGUUUGCAGUUGAGAAGCUUUAGCCUAGUAGUUGGAAGUUGUUGGUCCAGUCUUCAAAUAUAUAGUGCGGAAACGAACCGUGUAAUUGUAAUUUAGUUCAACAUAAGAUGCUGCUGUAGGUGAUACGUUGUAUAUCAUUGUAUAGUUAGCAGGCUGUCGGUCUUGGCUCAUUCUUGCACUGUUGCAAGUCUGACCAUUUCCUUGACUUUUGUGUAACCGAGGCUCCUUAGUCAAAAAGCUAUAAUGCUGUGAAGUUCACUUUCUUUAACGGAUCA